This is a messenger RNA of Mercurialis annua (annual mercury), 1212 nucleotides long. Its product is annotated as transcription factor MYB14-like. The record is from RefSeq and is a predicted model, not a curated record. NCBI's taxonomy places the organism in Eukaryota, Viridiplantae, Streptophyta, Magnoliopsida, Malpighiales, Euphorbiaceae. Bases 480 to 1082 code for a protein of 200 amino acids. The transcript has 3 exons.
AAUUUAAUUUUGAUUUACAUUAAUUAAUUAAAUUAUAAAUAUAUAAUAUCAUACAUAACUAUAUAAUGAUUGAAAGAUAAAAAUAUCAUAAAUAUGCAUGUUAGUUUAGUGUUUAGUCUUAGGUUUUGCAAAUUUAGAAAAUUAAAAAUGUAUAUUUUUCGUGUUUUAAAAUAAAAACGGGGUGAAAAUGAUUUUCCCGUCUCCUUUCCGCCCGCCCCAGUGCCAUAUGUGUGUGUAUCGAUUUGCUGUUUUUUUAUCAAAAGAUGUAAAUUUCUUUAAAAACAGGAUCGACUACGAGUUUCUCUUUGCAUUAAUAUAUAUAAAGGCCUCAUGCCUCGCAUACUAUUUUUGACUAUGUACAUACUUUAAAAUCAACCAAAAAAGGUGGGAUGGAAAAUGAUCAACUAUGGAUCAUUAGUGUAUAGUAUUUAUAUAAAAAAAAAAAACAAAGAAGAUUAGGGUUUACAGAGAGAGAAAAAAUGGAGAGAAUAGGUUGCUGUGAAAAAAUGGGGUUGAAGAAAGGAGCAUGGACUCCUCAGGAAGAUCAAAUCUUGAUUUCUUAUAUUCAAUCUUAUGGACAUAGUAAUUGGCGAGCACUUCCUAAGCAAGCAGGUUUAUUAAGGUGUGGAAAGAGUUGUAGGCUUAGGUGGAUAAAUUACUUGAGGCCAGAUAUUAAACGAGGAAACUUCAGCUGUGAAGAAGAAGAAACUAUCAUUCAAUUGCAUCAGAUACUUGGAAAUAGAUGGUCAGCAAUAGCAGCAAAAUUGCCGGGAAGAACAGACAAUGAAAUAAAAAAUUAUUGGCAUACACACAUUAAGAAAAAACUUAAUCAGAAUUUUUCUGCCUCAAAAAGUAUAAUAAACAAUAAUGUAAUAUUAUUAUCACAAAAUUUGUGUACCCAUAUACCAAAGGAUCACAACGCACCACUUUUUGAACAAGAGCCGUCCCAAGAAUUAAUGUUGAGCUCAACUACAGCAAUGGAAGCAGGACCAUUCACGGGUUUUAGUGAUGUAAACGACAUGGCGUUUUGGUAUGACCUCUUCACUAAGGCUGGAAACUCUAGAGAAAUGCAUGGAGAUUGAAAGUUGGGGAAAUUAAUUUCUCUUUUUUUUGUAAUUAUAUUUUGUUUUUGACAAAAUGUGUUUUUUAAUAGUAGUGCUUUUAUCAUUUUGUUAAAUAUAUUUUUAAAAUUUGAAUAUUUUUGUUCUUUAA